Perkinsus marinus ATCC 50983 is the source of this 1026-nucleotide messenger RNA. RefSeq lists its product as hypothetical. The record is from RefSeq and is a predicted model, not a curated record. Bases 1 to 1026 code for a protein of 341 amino acids. Lineage: Eukaryota; Perkinsozoa; Perkinsida; Perkinsidae. The transcript has 3 exons.
AUGGCGGGUUUUACACCUGAUUUCGCCGCGCAUUCGCGUUCUCUUGCUGUGCUGGUCAGUUUCGGCUGGAUGCUUCCAAAUGUAGGCUGGAAUAUGGAGGAAUAUCUUUCAUACUGCUUUGCUUGCCGUUUCUUCUACCCCUGCUUCGGCCCCUCCAAUGCCUCAUUCGUAUCGUCCGGGUUCGUUAACUUUAAGAAAAGUGUAGAGAAGCUGAACAAUCAUAAGGCAACCGAUGGCCGUAAAGAAGCUAUGGUUCGGUGGGCUGCAUGGAAGAUGGCCGCCGAGAAGGAUUGGUCAGUGUCUGCUUUGAUUGCUAAGCAUGACGAGGCGACAUUGUCCGAAAAUCGAUGUUAUAUCAAAAACGUUUGUAAAGCUUUGUUACUUUGCGCUUUCCAAAAUGUAGCCCUUAGAGGGCAUUCGGAAGGACAAAAUUCACCCAAUCGCGGUAAUUUUGCUGAGCUGAUGAAGCUCAUCAGCACUUUUGAUCCAACCACUGCAUCUAGGUUGGCCGAGGGUCCUCGCAACGCCAUGUAUACAAGCCCACAAAUCCAGAAUGGUCUGGUCAAGACCAUGGGCGACUUGAUUAUCAAGGACAUUGUUGACGAAAUUGGGGAACGACCAUACUGCAUCCUGGGGGAUGAAACUAGAGAUGAAUCGGGUACAGAGCAGCUCGCUCUCUGUGUGCGGUACUGCAAGCCCCAAAAAGUUGGUGGACCUUUCGUUGUCCAGGAAUCAUUUUUGGGGUUCAUGGGUUUGGAGGAUUUAGACGCUGAGGCCAUAGCCGGCGCUAUGCUGCAGCGGUUGGAUACUGUUGGUGUCGAUCCGUCGAAAUGCACAUCCCAGGGGUAUGACGGGGCAUCGGUGAUGUCGGGGAGAAGGAAAGGUGUACACAAGGUUUUCGAGCAAAAAUCUGGUUGCACUGCUCCAUACAUGCAUUGCUCCAACCAUCGACUGAAUCUCUGCAUCCAAAAAUCGGUCAAGGACGUGGAAAAGGUUGCAUCGUUUUCCUUCGUCAUGGCCGACUAA